CAGUCUAUAUUAUUAUUCCAUUUUCAUGUUGUCAACUGUGCGGAUUAAAUCUUAUAUUACUCCAGCAAAUUGAAAAGUUCUAAAAACUUUACAGAAAUGUCGUCGUUUAUAUCGCGACUGGCAAAAUCCACAGCUGCCUCGAAGCGCUUGGUGUCGCAGCUCACCCAACGCAGUGAGGGUAAGAUGGGGGCGUUACUACGUCAGCUGGGCUUAGAUCGCAUUCUUGGCGGCUUAGGCAAUAAGGCUGGCCGCGCAAUCUCCACUACACCUGUGCUCAAAGCGGGAAUGAUUGAUGACAUUGAGCUUGCCACGGGCAUAUUUAAGCGUGAGAAGCUUUUACGUGAGGCCGGCUGCAAUGAUCCCUGGGCAAUGAGCAAGGCCAUGCGCCGUGGCUCUGGUCGAAAAAAUGAUCCAACUAUGAUACCAUCGGCCUUGGGAGGUCGCAUGGUAGGCUGCCUUUGCGGUAUAGAACGUGGUCCCAAGUGGAUGUGGCUAGAGAGCGGUGAUCCCGUCCGCUGCGAGUGCGGACACUACUUUCAAAUCAAGUAUGUGCCGCCUGUUUAGCUUCGCAGUCUACAAAAUGUGGAGCGCUGUACAUAAAUCAAGAGCAAACACAACUUAACUGAACUGAUCCAAAAUACACACAUAUAUAGCUUAAAGCAUUGCAUGAUAUUAUCAAA
Drosophila busckii is the source of this 680-nucleotide messenger RNA. RefSeq names its product cytochrome c oxidase subunit 5B, mitochondrial (gene COX5BL). The record is from RefSeq and is a predicted model, not a curated record. Gene Ontology annotation, cellular component: mitochondrial envelope. The transcript has 2 exons. Gene Ontology annotation, biological process: mitochondrial electron transport, cytochrome c to oxygen. Lineage: Eukaryota; Metazoa; Arthropoda; Insecta; Diptera; Drosophilidae. The coding region runs from base 97 to 564 and encodes 155 amino acids.